Funneliformis mosseae is the source of this 714-nucleotide messenger RNA. The record is from the annotation of a GenBank genome assembly. Lineage: Eukaryota; Fungi; Glomeromycota; Glomeromycetes; Glomerales; Glomeraceae.
AUGAGCGUAACUUUAGUUGCUCUCGUUGCCAUUAGAACCUAUUUAAAAGUGAUUUUGAAUCUCUAUCUUGACACCGGAAAAUAUGAUCACAGGCAGAUUAUGGUUGCUUUUGAUUACCACUCACCGGGGAAAUGGUCAUUGACAAUCACGAUGUCAACAUUAAUAUCAGUUACAGCAAUAUUAUGCAUCUUUUGUUAUGGUUGUAUAAUUUAUACGAUAACGACUGUGGAACGACCUGAUGGUAUCGGUAUUAAUGAUGUACAACAAAAAAUGGCCACCAAAAAAAUUCUAGCCUAUACUUUUAAUUUUCUAAUUCAAUGGACACCAACUCUACCAUUUAUUUUUGGAGUAGCCCGAGGAAAUGAUCCGUUAUGGAUUUAUUAUCUCUUCAUUAUCUCUGUUAAUAUUGGAAGCAUAGCAAAUGCCAUACAAUAUAUUUGUCACGAAGGAUUCGGUAUAACCGAAAAUCAAAAUCAAAUGAUUUUGGAAUCGUCAAGUAAUAUUUAUAUGAAUUCACAAAAGAAAUCUAAAAGAAAACAUUCAAAGAAGAAAUUUAAUGAAGAAGAUGAUAUUGAAUUAGGAUCAUUUCAUCAUAGUGACAGUACUAGUGGUUGUGAAAUCAAUGGAACUUCACAAAUUUCCGUGAAUAUUAAAAUGAAGGAUUUGGAGAAGGUUAAAUGCGUUGAUAAAAAUUUCAUUUUAAGGGGGAUUUGA